Molecule: messenger RNA, 624 nt
Organism: Babesia bigemina
Lineage: Eukaryota; Apicomplexa; Aconoidasida; Piroplasmida; Babesiidae
Exons: 2
Coding region: 1-624 (207 amino acids)
Source: RefSeq, a predicted model, not a curated record
AUGAAGACGCAGGCACAUUGCCGGAAUACUGGCAAAUGCGCUUACAUCAACGAACUUGACAAGCGCCACAUUCAUCUAGGAACUUUUGACAACACGAGAGACAAUGGGCCGUUGGUUAUCACAGUGCGCAAGAGCAAACUCGAGAAACGUUUGGUAUACGCCGUUACCGCGCUUAGCAAGGUGCUUACUGGUAACUUCUGGAUGAGCAUUGGAAUCAUGAACUCUAAAGAACACCAGAAGGCUGAUGGACAGCAUCAAAAAUACUUCAAUGGAAUCUUGACCAAAGAGUUCAUGGAGCGCACCUUGAGGUUCGGACAGUCUGCUCACGGCAUCGAAACGCUUUCGUUCGUACCCAGCAACAUUAAGUACACUGUUGAAGAUCUUAAGCGGCUAAAAGGCUACCCGGAUGGUGCUCCUUCUGGUAUAACGCCAAGCGGCGAGGCCGUCGAACACGAGUUCAAGAUUCCAGAAGUUGAUGGUCCUGAAAUGUCGAAGGGAAGCAUCAUAAUAAACCCUGAGGUUGACGCAGGCAAUUACUAUUUGGAGUUUGCAUACGGCAACCCAGACAAGGGUCCUAAGAUGGUUUGCUUCAAGGAGGUGAUCGUGAAGGUGGUCCCGUACUAA